ACAGGAGACUCCGUGGGUGACGCUCAGGUGGGUCACGAGCAGCGUCUUCCCAGCAGUGGAGAUUCACUGGCCUCGUCCUUUCACCUGUCAGCAGUCCUCCGUAGAGGAGGAGUCUGCUCCUCAGAGCCAGUCCCGAAGCCUGACUUGGGGGUAGCGAGGAGUGAAGCCACAGAUCAUGUGCCUUCCUCGCAGGUUCUGGCUGCGGCCCAACUUCCCCUUAGCGUCUCUUCUCCCUCACCGGGCUUCAGCCCCCAGAUCUCUGCCUUCCUCCUCCCAGCCAGCACUCAGCCCCAGGGAUGGCUCUGCAGGACGUAUGCAAGUGGCAGGCCCCCGACACCCAGGGGCUAUCGCCUCACCUGCCUCCAGCCGGUGGCUGGUCCGUGCCCCUGGGCUGUGACCCUCAAACCUUCCUGCGGCUGCACGGCCCCAGGCUGGCCCACGGCACUACCACGUUGGCCUUCCGCUUCCGGCACGGAGUCAUCGCCGCCGCUGACACGCGUUCCUCCUGCGGCAACUACGUGGCGUGUCCGGCCUCACGAAAGAUCAUCCCCGUGCACCAGCACCUCCUGGGCACCACCUCCGGCACCUCGGCCGACUGCGCCGCCUGGUACCGCGUGCUGCGGCGGGAGCUGCGGCUGCGGGCGCUGAGGGAGGGCCGGCUGCCCAGCGUGGCCGGCGCCGCCAGGCUCCUGUCCGCCAUGAUGUCUUGCUACCGGGGCCUGGAUCUGUGCGUGGCCACGGCCCUGUGCGGCUGGGACCGCUCUGGGCCUGCGCUCUUCUACGUGUGCAGCGACGGCACCCGCCUGCCGGGGAACGUCUUCUCGGUGGGCUCUGGGUCUCCGUACGCCUACGGCGUGCUGGACCGCGGCUACCGCUACGACCUGAGCCCCCAGGAGGCCUACGCCCUGGCCCGGCGCGCCGUGGCCCACGCCACCCACCGCGACGCCUACUCCGGGGGUUCCGUAGACCUUUUCCACGUGCGGGAGGACGGAUGGGAGUAUGUGUCACGCGACGACGCCUGCGUGCUCUACUCGGAACUGCAGAAGCUUCCGGAGCCGGAGGGGGCGGCGGCGGAGGAGGGCCACGCUGAGCCUGCCACCCUGCGCGGAGACUCCAGGAUGCCCGCGGGGACUGAGAUGCUGUGAGAAGCCGCGACCUGGGGCUGGGGGCUGGGCACCAGGGGAGCCGCCUCACAGCAUCUGGCCCCGGCUGUCCCCAGCCGCGUCCCGAGUCCCCAUCCCUUCCUGCCUCCCAGCGCUGCCGACGGCUUGGGCCAGCGUGUUCCUCCGGGUGCCCAGCCUCCUUCCCACCACCACGUUCCCCCCUCAGCGGACCCUCCCCACGGGCCGCGGCCCACCACACACGUGGGGCUCGCCGCGAGGCCCUCCUCACCACCUUCUGUGCUUCCCAUUCCCAUUCCCAUUCCCAUUCCGGUGCUCACCUAUGCUUGUCUUUGUCACUUUGUCGCUUUGGUCAGGGUAGUUGGGAGUGGAAGAAGGUGGGGCGGGUGCCCA
This is a messenger RNA of Canis lupus familiaris (dog), 1514 nucleotides long. RefSeq names its product proteasome subunit beta 11 (gene PSMB11). Gene Ontology annotation, cellular component: proteasome core complex. The record is from RefSeq and is a predicted model, not a curated record. The transcript has a single exon. Gene Ontology annotation, molecular function: threonine-type endopeptidase activity. Bases 297 to 1145 code for a protein of 282 amino acids. NCBI's taxonomy places the organism in Eukaryota, Metazoa, Chordata, Mammalia, Carnivora, Canidae.